Molecule: messenger RNA, 3123 nt
Organism: Anopheles coustani
Lineage: Eukaryota; Metazoa; Arthropoda; Insecta; Diptera; Culicidae
Product: lysosomal alpha-mannosidase-like
Exons: 6
Coding region: 37-3078 (1013 amino acids)
Biological process (GO): mannose metabolic process
Cellular component (GO): lysosome
Molecular function (GO): alpha-mannosidase activity; carbohydrate binding
Source: RefSeq, a predicted model, not a curated record
UGCGGUUAUGAGUCGUGUCCGAAGCCGCAGAAAAACAUGCUGAAUGUGCAUUUGGUUCCCCACACACACGACGACGUUGGCUGGCUGAAAACGGUCGAUCAGUACUACUACGGAAGUAAAACAACGAUCCAGAAGGCAGGCGUCCAGUACAUUCUCGACUCGGUCAUACAAUCGCUGCUCAGCGACCCGGAGCGAAAGUUCAUCUACGUCGAGUCGGCGUUCUUCUUCAAGUGGUUCAACGAGCAGACGCGUGAGCUGCAGCAGCAAGUGCGAACGCUGGUGGACGAGGGCCGGCUUGAGUUUAUCGGCGGUGCGUGGAGUAUGAACGAUGAGGCGGCCGCACACUACCACAGUGUCGUCGAUCAGUUCACCUGGGGCUUGCGGAAGCUGAACGAUACGUUUGGCGAAUGUGGACGACCCCGGAUCGGCUGGCAGAUAGAUCCGUUCGGGCAUUCCCGCGAACAGGCUUCCCUGUUCGCCCAGAUGGGCUACGAUGGGUUGUUCUUCGGGCGGCUCGACUAUCAGGACAAACGGGAGCGUAUGUCGCACAAGCGGGCAGAAAUGAUCUGGAAGACGAGCGCCAACCUGGACGAUGCGGAUCUCUUCACUGGAGUGCUGUACAACCUGUACCAGGCCCCGCCAGGCUUUUGCUUCGAUAUCCUAUGCUCCGAUGAACCGUUUAUCGAUGGUCCUUACUCAGCCGAGAACAAUGUUAAGGCGAAGGUGGACAAGUUCCUGUACUAUGUUGAUCUUCAGGCGGAAAGUUACCGAACGAACAACAUCAUUCUGACGAUGGGAGGAGACUUCACCUACAUGGAUGCAAACGUUUACUUCAAGAAUAUGGACAAACUAAUUAAAUAUACCAACGCUCGGCAAUCGAACGGAUCGAAUGUGAACGUGUUCUACUCAACUCCAUCGUGCUAUCUAAAAGCCCUGCACGACAUGGGUAUCACCUGGCCAACGAAGAGCGACGAUUUCUUCCCCUAUGCCUCUGAUCCGCAUUCGUUCUGGACCGGUUACUACACUUCGCGACCGACGAGCAAGCGGUUUGAGCGUGUUGGUAACCAUUUUCUGCAGGUGUGCAAGCAACUGACGGCCCUUGCACCGUCCCGGGAAGCCCACAUGGAACCACACCUGAAUGUGCUGCGGGAGGCGAUGGGGGUGAUGCAGCAUCACGAUGCUAUCACCGGAACCGAGAAGCAGCACGUGGCGAACGAUUACGCCCGAAUGUUGCAACGGGCGUUGCGAGCCUGCGGAGCCAACACCAAGGUGGUGCUAAACCAAAUCGUCGAUCCCAAAUUUAAGCGAUCGGCACGUGAGAACAUUGCAGAUUAUCAUGCACAGCCGCUUACUCCUUCCUAUAAGUUUGGAUUUGAAACGUGUCACCUGCUGAAUGUGAGUCAGUGUGAGCUGACCGAGUCAAAGGACAGUUUCACCGUGACGCUGUACAACCCGUUGGCCCACGCGGGACACGAGUACGUGCGUGUUCCGGUGCCCGGUGGAAGAUACAUUGUGCGCGACUAUCGGAACGUGGAGGUCGCGGCGCAGCUCGUCCCCAUCCCGGCGUCGGUGUUGAACCUUAGCUACCGGUUCAGCAAUGCGACCACCGAGUUGGUGUUCCUGGCAAACGAGUUGCCACCGCUUGGCUUUAAAUCAUACUUUGUGACCCGUGCCGUUGAUUCGUUGGACGAUUUCAUCCACGAAUCGAAACCGAUCCAACCGGAAUCCCCACCACCGCCGGUGGGCAACGAGAGUACCCGGUGGCACUCGGAGGAGGUAACUGUCGGGAAUAAGUAUCUCAACGUCAGUUUUGACAGCAACGGGUUCCUUAGUACGAUCACGAUAAAUGGUGUGACGAAUCGGCUGAGGCAGACAUUCGUGUACUACGAGGGGGCGCUCGGGAACAACGAGGAGGCCCGCAACCGGUCCUCGGGUGCUUACAUAUUCCGACCAAAUGGCACGGAGAAGGCCGUCACCGAGAAGGUGCAGCUGCGUGUUGUUAAGGGUCCCACCGUGCAGGAAGUGCACCAGACAUUUAACGAUUGGAUCAGCCAAGUGGUACGUGUGUACGCCGACGAAGGGCAUAUCGAGUUCGAGUGGCUCGUUGGACCCAUCCCGGUGGAGGACGGCGUUGGUAAGGAAGUUGUGUCACGGUUCUACACAGCCGCCCAAUCGGGUGGAGUGUUCUGGACGGACGCGAAUGGUCGUGAGAUGAUACAACGCGUCCGAGACCACCGGGACACGUGGAAUGUGCGCUUGCUGGAGAAGAUCGCCGGUAACUACUACCCGGUGACGACGAAGAUCGCCCUGGAGGAUGAGAAUCUUCGGCUGGCGGUUUUGAAUGAUCGCGCUCAGGGUGGCUCGAGUCUGGAGGAUGGGUCGCUGGAGUUAAUGGUCCACAGAAGACUACUUCACGAUGACGCUUUCGGUGUCGAGGAGGCGUUGAACGAGAAAGCGUUUGGUAAGGGACUGGUGGCACGCGGUAAGCAUUGGGUCGUGUUCGGUGCGAAGCACUCGGCCACCCCGACCCCGGAGGCUCGUGAGCGGUUCUUACAGAAUCGCGUCCUCCUACCAAACUGGCUCUUCUUCAGCGAUGUGGGUGAGUCCACGUACGAGGAAUGGCAGAAGCAGUACACCAACAUCUACUCCGCCUUGUCUUUAUCGCUUCCACUGAACGUACAUCUGCUCACCUUCGAGCCGUGGAAGGAAAACAGUCUGCUGGUCCGUUUCGAGCACCUGUUGGAGAAGGGCGAAGACCCACUGUACUCCAAACCGGUGCGAUUCAACGUGCAAGACGUGUUCCGUCAGUUCAGCAUCGAUACGAUCCGAGAAACGACGCUUGCUGCCAACCAGUUGAAGGAGGAUUCGCAACGGUUGAAAUUCAAACCCGAUCCAGACUACAUUGUGUACGAUUCGGUCAAGCGAGAAGCGACACCUGUUCCCAGUAUCCCGGUGGCACCAGUCAUCAACGGACAGAGGGAAGAUCCGGUGCAAAACGUCGCCGGGGAAGGAUUCGAAAUCGUACUCAAGCCGAUGGAAAUCAGGACGUUUAUCUUCGAGCUGGAAUACAGGCCAUAAAGUAGAAUAUGAAACAGUAGUUGUAGUCUUUGAUUGUGUAGUAAA